Molecule: messenger RNA, 1488 nt
Organism: Vairimorpha ceranae
Lineage: Eukaryota; Fungi; Microsporidia; Nosematidae
Exons: 1
Coding region: 1-1488 (495 amino acids)
Source: RefSeq, a predicted model, not a curated record
AUGUUACUAAUCAAAAAGCUUGAUUCAUCAUUUACAAUUACAACGUCUUAUAAUACAAUAUUGUUUGAUUUUAAUACAAGUAAUGUACUGUUUACAGAUACAAUAUUUAUUUCACAUUCAUUAAAUUUAGAUAUUUUAUACAUUAAAGAAGAUAUUCCUAUCUACAUUACAGAGCCUGUGUAUAAACAGUUAUUAUACAAGCAUAAGAUAAAAAAUGAAAAAGAAACAGACAGUGAUAAAAAAGAAGCAGGUUGUAAAAAAGAAGCAGAUUGUAAAAAAGAAACAGAUUGUAAAAAAGAAAAAGAAGGUAUAUUUUUACAAGGCACAGAAGGUAAAUAUGUACAAAAAAUAGAUCGUAAAAAAGAAACAGAAUGUAAAAAAGAAGCAGAUUGUAAAAAAGAAACAGAAUGUAAAAAAGAAACAGAAUGUAAAAAAGAAAUAGAUUGUAAAAAAGAAACAGAUUGUAAAAAAGAAACAGAUUGUAAAAAAGAAAUAGAUCGUAAAAAAGAAAUUUCUCCUUUUUUCAUAAAAAAUUGUAUCUUUAUUACUUAUAAUCAAUUAAUACAUUUUAAUAAUUGUGUUAUAAAGGUUCUUAGUUCUGGAUUAUAUUUUGGAUGGUGUAUGUUUAGUAUUAAUGACACCUUUUUAUAUUUCAGUGAUUUGUCAUUUUCUAAUAAAAUAUGUACAGAAAUUAAAUCUAUAAAAGAUUUUAAAUAUCUUUUAUGGGGCAAUUAUCACAUCUGUACUGAGAAGUCUAAUAUAGAAGAUUUUAAUAAUUAUGUAAAAAAUAGUCUUUGUAUAGAAAAUAAGUCAAUUAAAAAACAAGAGAAUGUUUUAAGAAAUAUUAUUAAGAAUGUACAACCAUCUUUAAAUAUUUAUGUAGAAUUUCCAAAUUUUUUAAUAGAUAUUAUAUUACACAUUAAUAGUACAUUAAAAAGAUCUGUAAGAUUAGAUUGUAUUUUUAUCGAUCAAUAUUUAAAUAAUAUACUUUCUGACACUGAUUGGAUUAGUGAAAAGUAUAAUAAAGUUAAUUUAAAUAUUAGUGAUACCAGUAAUAUUAUAUUAAAACCAUUAAAAGAUAAUAUAAAUAAUAAUUUUACUAUAAAAAUAAUAGGAGGUACAAAUAAAUAUUUUAAUAUAAAUACUAAAGCAAACAUAAAAGAUAUUAAAAAGAAUACUAAUGGAUGUAUUUUUGAGUUUAGAGAUAAUAUUUACUACUCUUUUUUAUCAAAUGAUGUACAAGAUGUAUAUGUAGACAGUAAAAUAGAUAUUUAUAAUAAUAUAGGAUGUAUUACAGGUAAAUGUAUUAAUACAGAUAAAUAUGAUUAUAUUAAAAAAAUAUUUAUAAAUGAAAAUCAAGAUAUUAUAAAAUUUAUAUUUGAGAAUGAAAAUUAUGUAUGCAUAAAUGAAGUGUAUUACUUUAAAAGAUUAGGAAUAAAAAUUUAUAAAAAAGAAGAAAGAUUUCAUAUAAAAAAAAUUAAAGAUUAG